GUAGACGCGGCGCGGGUUUGCGGCUGCGGCGGCCCGGGUGCGGCGGCGCGCCUGGCGCGCCGCGGGCUCUUCUGCGCGGGCCUGCUCGCGGACGCGGGGCGGCUGCCCGCAGCGGUGGCCCGCCUGCGCGCCGCGGCCAGGGCGGACCCGGAGCUGGGCGAGGCGCACGUGGAGCUGUGCUCCCUGCUCACCGGCUCUGGCGACCCCGAGUCCGCCCGCGCCGCGGCCGCCGCGGCCAUCGUGGAGGGCGGGCUGUGGGAGGACGCGUGGCAGCGCCCCGCCGCGUGGCUGCGCGGCCUGCCCGCGAAGCCCUGGUGGGACGCCCGCGACUUCGCCUGGGCCGCGGAGCUCGACGCCGCGCGGCGGACAUCCGCGCGGAGGUGGGGCGCCUCCUGGGCGCCGGCGGCGCGGGCGGCGCGCUGGCGGGCUCGUGGGAGCCCGUGGGCGGCGAUCACCGCUGCUCCGGGCGGGGGGACCGCGACGCGCUGCUGCGGGGCGACUGGCGAGAGGUCGUGCUGUUCGGGCUCCCGGGCGGCUCUGGCGAGCGGGGCCGCGCGACCGCGCCGCUCACAGCAGGGAUCGAUCGUGGCGUCAGUCCUGCCCGAGGCCGUGCGCAUGGCCGAGGCGGGCGCGGGCGAGGUUGUGCUCAGCGCGCUGCGGCCAGGCACGCGGGUAGCGGCGCACUGCGCGCGCGCCAACCACAGGCUCACGGCGCACCUGGGUAUCUUCGUGCCGGCUCCCGCUGAACGAGGCGAUAGCACCCCGCAGUGCGGCAUCCGCGUGGGCGGCUGCUGGCGCGAGUGGCACGAGGGCCGCGUAAUCGUCUUCGACGACUCCUUCGAGCACGAGG
This is a messenger RNA of Prorocentrum cordatum, 850 nucleotides long. The record is from the annotation of a GenBank genome assembly. NCBI's taxonomy places the organism in Eukaryota, Dinophyceae, Prorocentrales, Prorocentraceae.